Messenger RNA from Frankliniella occidentalis (western flower thrips), 1375 nucleotides. RefSeq lists its product as uncharacterized. The record is from RefSeq and is a predicted model, not a curated record. The transcript is spliced from 6 exons. NCBI's taxonomy places the organism in Eukaryota, Metazoa, Arthropoda, Insecta, Thysanoptera, Thripidae. Bases 317 to 1165 code for a protein of 282 amino acids.
CAGCGCCGAGAGAGCCAGUCCCAGUCGAGUUCAGUUCGCCGCCGAGCGCCGUCGCGAGCAGUCGAGCCAACCCGUUACUCCCGCCGUUACACCGCGCGCUCCCAACCCCGCUCCACGUCUGCGAACGCGCUCGCCGGCGACGAACUGAAGCUCGCGUUGUGAACGCCUGCUCGAGUGUCAGUCAGUCUGUGUGCGUGUGCGUGUGUGUGUGUGUGUGUGUUCUCUGACCUGUGAAGUGUCCGAGUGAUUGUCUGAGUGAGAGUGUGUGUGCGUGAAAGUGAACUUGUGCACAACUGAGGACGUCACCCGGAUCAGGAUGAAGUUCUCCGUUCAGCACGCGGUGCUCUCGACGCUCUCCGUGUUUGCCGUGUGGAGCUGCAUGGCCAGGGCCAAUGAGAUGUGCCGGCAGGAGAUCGUCAUGGGCUGCGCCCAACCCUUCAGCCUGCUCACGGACAACAAGGAGAUGGCCAUGUUCCGCAGCAGGGCCGAUCUGGACCGGAUAUGCCCGAAACUGACCGAGGGCGUGCUGUGCAUCGACCGCUUCACCCGGCUGUGCAUGAACCAGCAGCAGCGGGCCCACUUCCACCAGCUGUACCACGGCACGAGCGAGGUCAUCCACGACCUGUGCCAGGACGGCGAGUACCGAGAAGAAUUCUUGCGGCACGCGCCCUGCAUGAGCGAGGUGCGCAGCGACCACGAGGUGUGCUCCGACAAGUACCAGGACCGCAUGGCCCGGAUGGAGCAGAAGACCAAGCUGCGGACGGCGCGCCACUCGCAGCACCACCACAACCACCAGCACCACUACCGGCACCACCACAACCACACGGCCACCGAGGAGGACCUCGAGCGGCAGGAGCACGAGGAUGACCUGCGGACACUCUGCUGCUCUUUCCAAGACUACCUCCGCUGCUCGCAGUCGGUUGUGGAGGACAAGUGCGGCGAGGAGACGGCUCGUUUCGCGCACAGCUUCAUGGACAGGAUGGCCUCGUCGCUGGUCCAGAGCCACUGCACGGCCUACCCUCCGGACUCGGCACUCUGCAACGACUUCGCGUCACCCGCCGCGCGGCCGUUGUCCGCCAGAUGGCAGCACCUCCUGCCCGUCGUGGUCGCCGUGCUCGGCCUCGUCUCCUCGUCGGCGUCCUCGUCCUGGAGCCUCUGGCGGUGACCUCACACUCCUCUCAAGUCCAUCCAACGCCCUAGUUACCAGCGGCGCCGCCUCGCGUGCCCCGUCGUGUUUGUUCGGACGUGGCCUCCCCGGUUCGAACGCUCUGACGUAGCGGCAGUCAUCUCUCAGCGCAACGCGUCGCCGACGGCGUCCUCGGCCCGACCAAGAUCAGCGGUGGCCGUCGAUCCGAAGUCAACCCUUUUUAAUACA